Messenger RNA from Oncorhynchus masou masou (cherry salmon), 1915 nucleotides. RefSeq names its product claudin-like protein ZF-A89. Bases 414 to 1583 code for a protein of 389 amino acids. The transcript has 2 exons. Lineage: Eukaryota; Metazoa; Chordata; Actinopteri; Salmoniformes; Salmonidae. The record is from RefSeq and is a predicted model, not a curated record. Gene Ontology annotation, biological process: bicellular tight junction assembly; cell adhesion. Gene Ontology annotation, molecular function: structural molecule activity. Gene Ontology annotation, cellular component: bicellular tight junction; plasma membrane.
UCCCAUAACAGACAGUAGUUACCCAACACCCAGUGCUAUUGUCUGUCUCAUCCUUCACCAUCAAAGCUGAGAAAAGGAAAGGUCACCUCUCUGCCUCGGAUACGACUCCAACCGUACAGGAUUUUCAUUUGUUUUGGGACAUUGUAUGGGGGACAUGGACUCAUCUCCAACUUAGACCUUUUCUGAGGUCUGAAAACAUAAGAGAAAAUUAGAUUUGGGAGUCAACUGUCACUAAGGUUUCUUUGUCAGGAGGACUGUGAGAAUUUGGGAGUCAACUGUCACUAAGGUUUCUUUGUCAGGAGGACUGUGAGAAUUUGGGAGUCAACUGUCACUAAGGUUUCUUUGUCAGGAGGACUCUGAGAGUUCGUUUGGACCCUGAUUGUUUCUCUGGACCCUUAACAACGGACGACGUGAUGUUCCAGGGCGUGUCUGAGAUCGCGGCGCUGUGCGCAGGACUGGUGGGUCUGAUCGGAGCUGCCGCCGUCACCGGGAUGCCCAUGUGGAAGGUUACGGCCUUCAUCGGAGAGAACAUCAUCGUCAUGGAGACGCGCUGGGAGGGCCUGUGGAUGAACUGCUAUAGACAGGCCAACAUCAGGAUGCAGUGUAAAGUGUACGACUCUCUGCUGUAUCUCCCCGCAGACCUGCAGGCUGCCAGGGGCUUGAUGUGCUGCUCUCUGGCUCUCUCAGGGAUGGGUCUACUGGGGGCUCUAGCAGGGAUGCGUUGUACCUCCUGCAUCCAGGACAACGACCGCGUUAAGAGCCUCAUCCUUAUGGUGGCUGGAGGCAUGCAGUUACUGGCCUCUAUCUGUGUGUUCAUCCCAGUCUCCUGGACGGCUCACGCCAUAAUCCGUGACUUCUAUAACCCUUUGCUGAUCGACGCCCAGCGCAGGGAGUUGGGAGAGGCUCUCUACAUCGGUUGGGUGACCGGAGCCUUCCUCCUGACCUCUGGGCUUCUCUUCCUCUGUCGCCGCAUCCACUCCAACAAAGCCGCGUUCGAUAUCUAUCACCCAGCCAACAGGAUCAACAAACCCACUCUGAUGCGCUACCAUCCCAUCUCCAGCGUUCUUAGCGUGAGAGCUCACCGCCAGCCCGGUCUGAACCGCCAACAAAGUCACAGCUUCGAUGCAUACCAACACCGCCAAGCUCCGAUUCUUCAUAACGUUCCUUAUGGACAACAAGGGGUCGUCAUGAACCCUCCUGCUGCUGUGUAUGACUCGAGCUCGGUGGAGAACGUUGGGCCGUUGGUCUAUCACCAUGGCAAUGGACGUCAUGUUGCCGGACACCAUCCCUCCACCUCUAACAGCUCCAACUACGUCAGCAGCCUGUCCACUCUGGCUAACUCCCUAUACAUCAGCCAACAGACUCCGUACUCCUACAACCACCUGACCGCUCCGUAUACCACAUAUACCGGUAGUCAACAGACGAAUCCAUACUCCUACAGUCAUCCGGGAAACCUGUCCGUUUCACACAACUCCAGUUUUCAAGCCGUACCUCAGAAUCCUGUUUUUAUCGGGUAUAAGGGCUCCAGAGUUCAAACAUCGCAGUCUCACCGCAGUGGAAGCAGUGUUGGUGUGUACAUCUGAAUAGACUGCAAAGAGACCAGUUAUCGGCUGAUACUCACUGUACCUUAACAAAUGUAUCUGUUGUUUUAUGUUUUUGAAAAGUUAAUUGUCUGUUUUGGUAUUCUGGUAAAACUGUAAUAUGUUCAGUGUUUGGGACAGUUAUAGCUGUGCGGAGUGUUUGGGACAGUUUUGGCUGUGUGGAGUGUUCAGUGUUUGGGACAGUUUUGGCUGUGUGACGUCUAAGGCACGUGAUUGGGAGUCCCCAUAGGGCGGCCUACAAUUGGCCCAGCGUCGUCCGAGUUUGGCCGAUGUAGGCCGUCAUUAUAAAAAUAAAAAUAAAUGUUCUGAACUGA